This is a messenger RNA of Saccharomyces paradoxus, 243 nucleotides long. RefSeq names its product translocon subunit SSS1 (gene SSS1). The record is from RefSeq and is a predicted model, not a curated record. Gene Ontology annotation, molecular function: transmembrane protein transporter activity. The transcript has a single exon. Lineage: Eukaryota; Fungi; Ascomycota; Saccharomycetes; Saccharomycetales; Saccharomycetaceae. Gene Ontology annotation, biological process: post-translational protein targeting to membrane, translocation; protein targeting. The coding region runs from base 1 to 243 and encodes 80 amino acids. Gene Ontology annotation, cellular component: Ssh1 translocon complex; membrane.
AUGGCCAGAGUUAGUGAAAAGGGUGAAGAGAAGAAGCAGAGCAACAACCAGGUUGAAAAGCUGGUUGAAGCACCUGUAGAAUUUGUCAGAGAAGGUACUCAAUUCUUGGCCAAGUGUAAGAAACCUGAUUUGAAGGAAUACACCAAGAUUGUUAAGGCUGUCGGUAUUGGUUUCGUUGCAGUCGGUAUCAUUGGUUAUGCCAUUAAGUUGAUUCAUAUUCCAAUUAGAUACGUUAUUGUUUAG